UUAGUGAAAUAAAAGUCAAAUUUGUGUAAAUAUUUAUUAUGUACUUCAAAUAGACAAACUGUGGAGUUUAAACUUCUUCUUCUUCUUCUUCGUCUCCUUCUUCACCUCCUCCACUGCUGUCAAACCCAGAUUAAAAAAGCAAUCGAACCCAGAAACGCAGUAGUAGAAGGCAGCGUCGGAGGAGAUACAUGCAGAAGAAAAGCCUUCCGGGAGAAGAUUCCACUGAUGUGGGUGCCGAAACAACUACUGACUUAACCAACAAACUUGCUCUUCUUGAGAAAGAAAUCAUCGCGAUUUCCGAGCAAGUCCGAAAUUUAGAAGAAGGCAGAGCUGAGCGUGACAAACAAACACAAGCCAUUUUAGAACAGCUUGACGUGCUGAAGAUCGUUAAAGCGAAUCGCGAAGAUCUACAAGAUGCACUAGGGGAAAAAGCUGAUGCUUGUGUGAUCAACAGAAAAGUGUCGCAUGAUCAGUUCGAUGCGGCAUGCGACGAUUUGUCGAAAGGCAUAGAAGAGAUUUUGAACAAAUUGGAAGAACAAGCAGAAAUGUGGCCACAAGCUCUCGAUUCCAUUCAGAAGGAAGUCGGCAAUAAACUUGACAAGAUGGAAGUGGAUCCAUUGCGAGAUUUCGUUAAUAGUAAACUUAAGGCUCUGCAGGAGAAGUUCAAGUCUUUGACCGCUCUCAAGAGAGAGCAAGAGGCUGCAGGCACCAAGACCAAAUUUCUGAGGAAUGUUAACUGUAUAUCUUGCGAUAAAUAUGUGGUAAUGAGGAGAGAAAUGGAUCAGUCGUUGAAGCCGAAGGCUUAUGCUAUGCCACCUAAUAGAAACAUGGCUCCUUAUAUUGCUUAUGAUUUGGAUCGACUGAGGAAACAACAGAAAUGUGUACCCGGUAGCAAGAAUUUGAACUACAUAGAAACAGCACUGAAAACACGAGGACAAAAAGAAAAAGAUCACAUCUGUAACCGAUAUUGUGGCGGCAGUCACACUGUGACAACCCCGCAGCAGAGAGUUACAAGAUUGGGACACUUCCUAGAACAGUGGGGACCUGAAAUAUCUCCCUUGCAAGAUGAAUACAUUAAAGGAAUUGAUAAUCACAUGUAUAAAUCUAGAGAUCCUCUAUAAGAAAACAAAUAAGCGAGAGGGCCAACAAGGCCGAAUCAGCAAAGGUUCAGCUCAGCCUGAAUCGGACAAACCACAGCAAGAUCGUUCUACUCUUAUUAAUGCUGAAGCACAAGGUGCUAUCGCAAGUGAAGGUAAGUCUUCUUAACUAGAGUAUAUAUUGUGGAUAUGAGAAAAAAAAUCCAGAAGAAUCCAAAACCGCAGGACCUGACAAACAAGUUAACAACAUCGGUGCUCUGCCGGUAGACCCUCACGAAAUGCAAAUGAGAGCUUCCCAGGCACAAAAGGCAAGGCAGUUAGUACAAGAGGAGAAGCAAAUAUGAGCUUCCCAAACACAAGAGUCAAGGCCAGUAAAACUGGCAAAAAAUUAACCUUGACCUUGGAGGACGAA
This is a messenger RNA of Zophobas morio, 1509 nucleotides long. RefSeq names its product glutamine-rich protein 2-like. The transcript is spliced from 9 exons. The record is from RefSeq and is a predicted model, not a curated record. Bases 189 to 1121 code for a protein of 310 amino acids. NCBI's taxonomy places the organism in Eukaryota, Metazoa, Arthropoda, Insecta, Coleoptera, Tenebrionidae.